Molecule: messenger RNA, 4773 nt
Organism: Punica granatum (pomegranate)
Lineage: Eukaryota; Viridiplantae; Streptophyta; Magnoliopsida; Myrtales; Lythraceae
Source: RefSeq, a predicted model, not a curated record
UAUUAAGCAUCUUUUGUCGAACAAGUGGCCUACUUUUUAUUUGGCAUUUAGCCGCAUAAUAUACUGAGCUGAACAAGUGGUCUUAUUCUAUUUGGACUUUUCAUCAAACAAGAGGCCAUUUUUUUCCAUUGGCAGUGGGCAAAAGUCUUGGUCUUUGUCUUCUUGCUGUAUGAAUGAGAGAGAUGGGGCCAUCGGCUAAAGUUUCUUUCCUCUGCUUCUUGUCCUGCUCUUUGAAUUCAUUCUUCAUUACUCGAUUUGCUGCUUAUACACAUACAUAAUUUACUGAGCUGAAUUUGAUCAUGGCUGAGGUGCUGUUGGGCGCUUUCCUUCAAGUGUUGUUCGACAGAUUGGCCUCUCGUGAGCUGCUCAAUUUUGCCCGGCGGAAGAAGCUCCGUUCUCGGCUCAAGGGGUGGGAGAGGAACCUGCAGGACAUUAACAUCGUACUGGAAGAUGCCGAGUACCGGGCCAUGGUUGGAGAGAGCCGAGUGAUCAACCCUUGGCUGGACGACCUCAAGGACUUGGCUUACGACGUGGAUGACCUGCUAGAUGAGUUCGCCACUGAGGAAGCCCUGCACAGCAGCAGCUUCCUGCUCUCCGAUAUGACCGGUGCUUCAUCAAGCAAGCUGCGCAAUCUUCUGCUCCCUGGAUGUAUCACUCAUAGUCUGAGCCCCAGAAGACUCUUGUUCAACGACAAGAUGAGAUCGAAGGUGGAAGAGAUUGAUGGCAGAUUGAGUGAGAUCAUAAGCCAUAAGGAAACUCUCGGACUGAGGGAAGGCGGCGGAAGGAGGACUUACGUAACUGUCCACGACAGAAGAUUUGACAGCACUUCUUUGGUGGAGCUCUUCACUGUGGGGAGGGACGAUGACAGAGAGGCUAUCCUGAAUUUGGUGAUGGAUGAAAGUGAGGAUCUCUCGGUGAUUCCCAUCGUCGGGAUGGGAGGGUUAGGCAAGACGACUCUCGCUCAGUUGGUCUAUAAUGAUGAGAAGGUGACAGGAUCCUUCCAUGUGAGAGCUUGGGCCUGUGUCUCCGAUGAGUUCGAUAUGCUUGCCGUAACAAAGACGAUCUUGCAGUCGGUGGGUGGAGCUUCUGCUCACGAGGGGAAGGAUUUGAAUGCCCUCCAAGUUGAACUGCAGAGGCACCUCUCGGGAAAGAAAUUCCUGAUUGUUUUGGACGACGUGUGGAAUGAAAACUAUGAGAGGUGGACUCUCCUUCGAAGACCGUUUGAGUCCGGCGGAGCGAAAGGGAGUAAGAUCAUCGUCACAACUCGAAAUCUGUCCGUUGCAUCCAAAAUGAAGAGCAGGACUGGCCCAGCGUACACAUUGGGUAUGCUGUCCCCCGAUGAUUGUGAGGCUUUACUGGCUUACCAUGCACUUGGUGCGUUCAACUUCGAUAAUCACCCUGAUCUGAAGCCUGCGGGCGAGAAGAUUGCUGCGAAAUGUGCAGGCUUGCCUCUAGCAGCAAAGACUGUUGGGGGUGUGCUCAGAUCAAAGUAUGAACUCAAAGACUGGACAGCCAUAGCAGAGAGUAAGAUAUGGGAUCUUCCGGAAGAGACUAAUGGCGUUCCUCAGGCUUUGAAGCUCAGCUACUUCUAUCUUCCCUCGAUCUACAAGCGAUGCUUUGCGUAUUGCGCUGUUUUCCCCAAGGACUACGAAUUCGAUAAGCACGACUUGAUAUCAUUGUGGAUGGCCGAGGGUCUUUUGACACCACAAAAAAAGAGUGCGGGCCAUCAAGAGGGAAGCAUGCGAGAUCUUGGCCUGAAAUAUUUCGAUGAACUAUUGAGUAGAUCACUCUUUCAGCCAUCUAGCCGAAGCAACUCGUUGUUCGUGAUGCAUGAUCUCUUGAACGACCUAGCAGCGUCAAUUGCGGGUGAGUCCUGCUUGAGUUUAGGGGAAGGUCAGUUGCAUAGAGAGAAAAAAAGUCUCGAAAAGGUACGGCACCUGUCACUUAUUCCCCACUAUUACGAGGUAGAAGGCAGGUUUGACGGAUUUCAUUGCCUAAGGGGAUUGCGAACCUUCCUAGCACUAGACAAUGUUCCUUUAGCUAGUCAUAUCGCUGACAAUGUGAUAGAUGAUGUCCUUCAGAACCAGAAGAUUUUAAGGGUCCUUUCUUUAAGCGGUUAUCGAAUUAAAGAAGUACCGAAUUGCAUUGGGAGUUUGAGGCAUUUACGUUAUCUUAAUCUUUCGGGAAGUCCUAUGCAGUACCUUCCUCCUUCCAUGUCUACUCUAUGCAACUUAGAGGCCUUGAUACUGCAAUUCUGUCAGUAUUUGGUGGAAUUGCCGAGUUGGAUCAACAAGCUAAUUAACCUGAGGUGUGUCGAUAUUAGGGGAACCCCAUCAUUAAAGAAGAUGCCAAGAGGGAUUGGCAGUUUGGUUAAGCUGGAGAUACUCCCAAAAUUCAUUGUUGGGGGUGACGAUGGACCAAAGCUUAAAGAAUUGAAAGACCUGCAGCUCCUUCGAGAGGAGCUUACAAUUGAAGGUUUGUGUAAUGUGGGAGAAGUCGGAGAUGCAAGGGAAGCUGCUUUGAAUGCUAAGACAGGGUUGACUUCUUUGAUUUUGUGGUGGGGGCAGGAUGAAGGCCCUGCUAGUGGAAGAGAUGCAGAAAGUCAAAUGCAGAUCCUCGAUUGUCUUCAACCUCAUGCUAGCAUAAAGAACCUCGAGAUUGAUGGUUACGGAGGUACAAAGUUGCCUUCUUGGAUCGGAGGUCCCUCAUUUGUUCAAUUAGAACGCUUGAGGUUGUGUAAUUGCGGAAAGACGAAGAUGCUACCAUCGCUUGGGGUUCUGCCUCAGCUGAAGGAAUUGGAAGUUGAACGCAUGGAUGCGAUAUGUGCCGUGGGACCUGAAUUUUAUGGAAACACAGCGAAGCCUUUUCCAUCUUUAGAGACUCUGCUUUUUAUUAAUAUGUCCGCAUGGGAGCAAUGGUCUCUCUCGACUGGAAAUGAGCAGGAGAACAAUCUAUUUCCACGGCUUUGCAAGCUGACGCUGCGAACAAUUCCGAAGUUGAUCAUUGGAGGGUGGCCCAGUCAAUUUCCAGCACUUGUAGAGCUUGUAAUUGACGAGUGUCCACGGCUAGAGACUCCCGUUGCUACCGUCAAUCUGCCAUCUCUCAAAGAGGGUAACUUCAGUUGUUGUGAUGGAAGGAUGUUGAGAGGUGUAAUUAGCAUAAGCUCAUCGGUCACGCGUCUCACCAUGUUUAAUAUCACAAGGAUUUCUGAGCUUACCAGCUUCUUGCAAGGAGGUUCUCUGAGCUCUAGCUUGAAAUCACUUGAAGAGCUAAGUAUAGAGAGAUGCGAUGAAUUGAUGUGCUUAUGGGAGGAGAAAGACGGAGUUACAGCAGGUAUCGAUCCCAACCAUGUUCUGAAGCGUCUGACAGUAAAUUAUUGUCGUCAGCUCGUGAGGAUCGGGACGUUUCCAUGUAACCAUCUUGAAUAUCUGCGCCUCGAUGAAUGUGACAAUCUAGAAGAGCUACCACAGGGGAUAAUGACGUGCGGUCUCGUGGAACUGCAUAUCGUGAGUUGUCCGAGUCUCACAUCGCUUUCAAGGGCCAAGCUCCCAGGCACUUUGAGAAAAUUAGAGGUGUCAAAUUGCAAGAAUCUGCAGUCGUUGCCGGAGGGGAUUGUAACGGCCCCCAAGUCAUCCAACUGUUGUGAUGAUGACUCCAGCUCCAGGAGGAGCAGCAGCAGCAGCAGCAACGGCAUUGGAGGAAGAGGAAACGGUGCUACUGCAACAAUGUGGUCUCAGCUUCCUCCUCAGCUUCAAGAAGUACGGAUUAUUAGUUGUCCUUCUCUCGUGCCCUUUCCCUUCUCUGAUGAAAAUGUCAAGCAGCUGGUCCCGAGUCUGAAGAAAAUUUAUAUAGCAUAUAGUGAGGUAUUGGGGUCGUCUCUAGAGGGGACUACAGCCGUGGGCCUUGAGGAGAUUCAUAUCGAAAGCUGUAAGAUGUUGAAGAGCUUAACCCCACACCUCCACAGGUCGUUCACCCGUCUCACCCUAUUGAUUGUGGAGGACUGUCCCGCUCUUGAGUUAGAGUGCUUUCCGCAGCUUCCUGACAGCCUGCGUGAGCUUAAUAUUGAAAAUUGCCCUGGGAUCAAGUCUCUUCCGCUGCAGAUGCACGCUCACCAGUCUCUGCGAAAACUACAGAUCUAUAGUUGUACGGGUAUCGCGUCCUUCCCAGAGGAGGGCCUGCCACCUAACCUGGAGGAUCUCAUUGUCUCAAAUUGCGAGAAUCUGAACCAGCCCAUGUCCAAGUGGGGCUUGAAGCGAACCGCUGCCUUACGGAGGUUGACGAUUUUUGGGAAGAUAGGGUGCCUCGUAGGGACGAAUUCGUUUCCUCCACCACCAAAUCAUGAAGAAGAAGAAGAAGAAGAAGAAGAGGAGCAGGGACAGGGAAAAGGAGGCUGGCACGUGCUCCCUCCCAGCCUCACUGACCUUUCAUUUUCCAAACAAGAGAAUCUGGUGACUCUAUCCAGGGGGAUGCAAAGCCACCUCACUUCUCUUCAAAUCUUAUCCAUUUGGUGGUCUCCGAAGCUCAAGUUUUUGCCACGCGAAGGACUCCCUGCCUCCCUUUGUCUGCUUUACAUCAGGGGGUGCACAGAAGAUCUGGUGAAGAGAUGCUCAAAGGAAGGCGGUGGUGGUGGUGGUGGAAGUCGAGAUUAUUAUUUCCCCCUUAUUGAACGCAUCCCCCUAGUUGAAAUCUCGUAAAACCGUGCAUUGCACGGGUUAGAAUGUGAUUUAUCAAUUGUAUUAUAUAUUAUAUGUAAAUAUAUAUAUAUAUAUAUAU